Molecule: messenger RNA, 501 nt
Organism: Parnassius apollo (apollo)
Lineage: Eukaryota; Metazoa; Arthropoda; Insecta; Lepidoptera; Papilionidae
Source: the annotation of a GenBank genome assembly
AUGAAUGAGCUCUCUUGGGGAGUGAAGCUGCAGAUCCUUAAAGACUAUUCCCCAGAAGCAACGAACAGAAGAGUCGGCAUGGAAGCUUUGGUCGACGGCAGACAACACGGAUACCGUAAAAAUCAUGACCCAGUGCGGGAAUACGAAGAGUAUGCGAUUAAACUCAAAGUAUUCCGCAUGAUGCACGAAUCAAUCAGCGACAGUGAAGCCAAGAUAAAGAGGGCGCAGCUUAUCAAGAAGAAUUACGAGAACAGCACGUCUUUUGAAAUCGGUUACAUAGUUGGUGACGCCACCGAAAAGUAUGGUGAAAUGUUGGAUAUGUCAGCAACGUUGGAAAGAGUGUACCACGAGUGGAGACCGCUGGACCACAUCAACGUAUACGAGCACGUCGCUAAUAGGGGAAUCGAGAUCAAUCAGCUCAUCGACUUGGCGAAGUCGAUCACCGAAAGCAUGAACGAAACGGCUGAGUAUAGACGUAGAUUAUUGAAUUUAAGUUUGUAG